AGAAUUUGUCGGUGUCCUCUUCGAUCUUGAUGGCUGCAGCCCCUGCAUGCAUGUUACAUUUUCCGGCAACUUCCGCGAGUUGUUUGCAAGAACCUUUCCUCCGCGUAACUCUUCGGAAAUCUUCUACUUCUUCUGGAUUAGUAGCUUAGUUAUUGUUUCCAUGUUGAAAAGGAAAAGAUAAGAUGUGCAGCUCUGUUCGUUAAGUUUAAGCUUGCAACUUUCACCCGGUGCCCGGAGUGAAAGUCUAAACGACUCGUCGCAUGCGAGGGGCCCGCAUUAAAACCUCGUCGAUUGGCCGCCAUAACAUGAUCCGGUGCCAGACGCUACUACACGAGCAGCAGUAGUGCCCGAGCAGUCAAGGACCUGCAGUUUGAGGUCCUCUGCUCUCGGAAGAUCGUAGUACGUCGAUGGGCUUUACGUCGAACGGCUCGGCAGGUGGGAUGGAGCCAAUGAGCAUUGUAAACAGCACCGACGGGCCGACGCGGGCGCAGAAGCUCGCGGCGGGAUGCUACACUGUAGGGCUCGUGCUCACCACGUUCUGCAUUUCCAUUGCCCUCCUGAACAUCACAAAGUAUACAGUUUAAGUUUUAUAAAUCAAAGCAUACUGAUCAAGGCUUAGCGUCAUCUGACACCACCGGAAAAUCCAGAGUUGCAGACCUCCAGAAGUAGAACCUACAGGAGCUGUAGAGUAUAUCUAUGUCAACCUGGGCAGAAGUUGCGGAUUUAGAUAAAUUCGAAUGCAGCAAACCUUACUCACGGCAGGUGGAUAUAUGUGGUUUACUCCUUCAAGUAUCCACUCUGGAUGACGUGCACGCACAUGAUCGCGAGUUACCUCAUGGCUUCAUUGAUGAUUUUCGGCUUCGAUAUGGUGCCCGUACGGAGAAGGCUUACUUUCCGAGAACAGGUUUUCGUUGUGGCGCCAUUCAGGUAUCUGAUAGUGUUAAUAGUGCUGGUUGAGGAGCACGACCCAGUCGGAACAUGUGCUGACAAGUAUAGUAAAAUGAACCGCAGUCACGGUCACCGCCGCGAAUGAUUCGGGUCUUGUUUCUUUUUUUCAGCGCACGAGUAAAUUAAUAUACAACUUUUCACAUGUUGACAGUAUACUUGGUGCCGCGUCAAUAGCCUGCGGCAACGCGGCGCUAGUGUUUCUCUACCCCUCGUUUCACGAGAUGCUGCAGAAUACAACGCCGUUCUGGACGGUGGUCUGCUCCAUGAUAUUUGCCGGCAAGCGGUACAACGUGGCGGCGUACUUCGCACUCAUUCCGGUCACUUUUGGCGGCAGUCUGUGUGCCUGGGGGGAGCCCAGUAAGUUCGCCAUUUUCGGGCUGGUGGUCUCCAUGGGGGCCGCGAUUUUUCGUGCCCUGCGAGCAAUCGUCCAAGCCAACAUCAUGCGGGGCCAGGAUCCCAUAGACAGCAUAACGCUGCUGUUCUACGCAGCACCAUUCAACACACUGCUCUUCCUGGUAUAAUUCAAGGUUUUUUAUUGGGCACACGCACACUCAACAGGUGUCAUUUACUAGAGUGGAGAAAUUGUAUAUUGUGUCUGCAAGUGCCGAUAAGCAUAACUAAAACUUUGACGUCAAUGUUGUGCCGAAGAUAGAAGAAGAAGUUGAAGCAUUUGUUCCCCAAAGAAAUCAACGAAUCACAGGGCGGCUCGCUCGCGAUAGAAGGAAGUGGGCCUUGGAUAGAUAUAUUCGAGGUGCCAUUCAGCGGCUUGCUUUGGAUUGCGAGCGCCGCAAGUUGCGCCGCGUGCUAUAACGUACCGAUUUCUGAUUUUCAUUCCAUCUUCAUUUCGCAUGAUGAUAAAACACGAACCUGCAGCAAUCAUAACGACUGCCAUUGGAAGAUGAAAAAGUAUUGCCUGAAUAAAAAACGGGAUGAUGGUGUUGUAGUAUGCUCGCAAAAAUAAAUUCAAACGUUUCAGCUUUUCGCCUUCCUCCUGGUGGGGCACCUCGGCGCCGUGGGCUCCAUGGUCAUGGGGAACCUCAAAACACCGACAAUAAUCGUCUCAAGCACGAUAAUAUUUGGUAAGGUUGUUCUGGUGUCUUUGUCUAUUUGUUUGAUUUGUUUGAUAGAAUGCGAUUUUAUGCAUAGUGGAAAAAUCCAUCCUUGUUAAAUGUGAUUUGCUGGUUAUUUGGGCUCAUCUUCUUCGUCUUCCGCAAGAAGGGGCACCAGAACGAAGCAUGACAAGUUCAAGUUCUGCUUUUUCAUGAUUGCACUACAAGUCGAUUUGGUGUUGGUCGCAUUGUGUUGCAGGUAACCUGAUCACUCCCGUCCAAGUUUUGGGGUUUCUCGUCGCAAUGACGGGUGCGUACUUGUACAACACCUACGGACAGGAAAGCCAAAGCGCUGCCGCGGAGAAGAUAAAAUAUACCGUGCCCACGGCCAGCACGACCGUGGGCAGCGGUUCCGCGGGAGAAUUCGGGUUGGACGACGAGGACGAACUCACCAGCGAGUUCGAGCCAACGAUGCAGAAGGCCCGAGGGCGGCCGUGACAUGUUCUUCGGUUGGCAGGUCAGAGUUGUAGAUCUCCGCGGAGACCACAGCGCAUCAAAUCAAAUUUCUCAACAACUCCUGGCCUCUAGCUGGUGGGUGGACGCAUGAUAUACAUAGAAAUAGCCAUGAAUAUACAAAUACAUGUUGCAGAUGCAG
Molecule: messenger RNA, 2652 nt
Organism: Amoebophrya sp. A120
Lineage: Eukaryota; Dinophyceae; Syndiniales; Amoebophryaceae
Source: the annotation of a GenBank genome assembly